Molecule: messenger RNA, 1899 nt
Organism: Zonotrichia leucophrys gambelii
Lineage: Eukaryota; Metazoa; Chordata; Aves; Passeriformes; Passerellidae
Gene: IL18R1
Product: interleukin 18 receptor 1
Exons: 10
Coding region: 1-1698 (565 amino acids)
Biological process (GO): positive regulation of type II interferon production; interleukin-18-mediated signaling pathway
Molecular function (GO): interleukin-18 binding; interleukin-18 receptor activity
Source: RefSeq, a predicted model, not a curated record
AUGAUUCUGACGAUUUUUUUAGUAACUUUGAUCAUGGAAUCUGCCCCUGAGAAGCUGUGUCCCCUUCGUGCCUCCAUUGAUAUUCUAGAAGGGGAAUAUUUUUUCCUUUGUUAUCUUGAGUCAAGGCAAGAACAUUGUCAGGAAGAAUCAUAUACAAUAAACUGGUAUAAAGAAAGUGCUGGCAAGCAGCAAGUGAUAAAGGAAACACGCAGAAUUGUUACACAAAUGAAUUUUCUGGAGUUUUGGCCAGCUGAACUCAGUGACUCUGGGAAUUACUCUGUCAUUCACAGCAAUGGAAAACAAAAUGUCACAAUUCAAAAGUGGACACUGAAUGUACUUGAAAGAAAUAAAAGCAGCUGUUUCAAUGAAAAUCAUUUAACUACAGAUAUUAAAAGUGCUGGAGCUGGUCAUUCACUGAAAUGCAGCGAUUUGUCUGUCCAUGAAAAUGACAGCAUAACAUGGUAUAAGGACUGUAAGAAUUAUGAACAUGAAACAGAGAGGGAACUACAUUUUAGAGCCUUAACAGUACAGAACUCUGGGAUAUAUACCUGUAAAAUUUUAAUCAGUCAUGAAGGAAUGAUGUACCACAGCACAAAUACAAUUAAACUUGUAGUAGAAGAAGAUGCACCAGAGGCUUUCACUUUGGAGAUAGUUGGACGUGAUGAAGAAAUUGAAACAGAAAUAGGUAAAGAAGAGAUAUUCAAUUGCACAGGUUCCUUGGGUGAUUAUAUGCAAGAAGAUGCCAGCCUCUACUGGUUAAUUAACCAAACGUUUCCAGAACAAUGCACAGGUAUCCCUGAGAAUGAACCUCCAAUAUGUGAAGAAGAACUCAAAACACUACAGUUGGGAAACAAGUUCUAUAUCACAAGGCUACUACGGAUUAAAAAAGUAAGAGAUGAAGACAUGCAUCAUAAUUUCACCUGCAGGUUGCAAGCUGAUGAAACCACACAAAUGAAAAUAGUAAAACUGAAGAAAGGGAAGAUCCAAGACUUGCCAGUGCAUGUAUUUACCACUGGAAUGGUCCUUGCUCUGCUAUUUUCAUUUGUUGCCAUAGCUGUGGUGUUUGUGUUAGUGAUGUUUAGGGUCGACUUCAUUCUAUUUUACAGAAAUAUUUGCAGGAGAGAUGAUACUGCUGGAGAUGGAAAAGAAUAUGAUGCAUUUGUGUCUUACCUGAAAGACUGUGUUUCUCCUACUGAAGAAGAGAGAGAAUUUGCUUUGAAGGUAUUGCCCAUGAUAUUAGAAGAAAACUUUGGGUACAAGUUAUGCAUAUUUGAGAGGGAUGUAUUCCCUGGAGGAGCAUUUGUUGAUGAUAUCCACUCAUUCAUUGAUAAAAGCAGAAGAUUAAUCAUUAUACUGAGCCAGAACUACGUCUCUGACAGAGCCAUAUACGAACUUGAGAGUGGACUGCAUAAAGCUCUAGUUGAAAGAAAAACUAAGAUCAUAUUAAUUGAAUAUAUGCCUAUAAGUGACUACAAUUUCUUGCCAGAAUCACUGUCACUUUUACCAUCAAAGAGGGUGGUGAAAUGGAAAAAAGAUAAAUCUCUUCCCGUGAAUUCCAGAUUUUGGAAGAACCUUCGGUACCUGAUGCCAGCAAAGCCUAUCAAGACAAAGACCAAAGGGCACUAUAAUAAUCUUGACUCAGGCUCAGAAACUGCUCAACCCUGGACUGAGGGCUGUGACUUUAAUGCAAUCAUAUAACAAUUCUGUAGACUGAAGAUGUAGCAGAAAACUGUGUGUUUUUCUAACUAGUAGAACUAAAUAAUCUAAUAUUCUGGGAAAUAGCUGAUUAAGAGGACAGCUCUGAGAUCUGAGAAGAACGCAGAAAUCACUGCAGUGGCCAGGAUGUCAACCCCAAUUGAGAAAUCCUAUCCUAGAGAAGGUUUCCUCAGCAAUCUGCAC